UGAUAUUUUUGUAUGUUCACAUUUUGCUAAAAGAUUUAUUCAUCUAGGUUCCACUGAGACAAUUUACACAAAAAUUGACUUUCAAAAAUGAACCUAUAAAGAUAAAUAUUCAGUGGAGUAAAACUGGAACAUCUAGGCUUGGUCUCCUCUCUAUUUAAAACUUAAACAUCAAAAGGACCUUGCAAAGUGUGUCAUAUAGGCUACUACAUCAUUUUGUUUUGCUACAUUAGACUGGCUUCAUCUGUGAGAUAACUGAUACUGUGAUUUUCUUUUAACUGAUGUCUCAGCUGGCACAUUAAGCUUAUUGUACAUUAUUAAACCUAUUACUUUCCUUGAAAUGUUGCAAAUAUUUUUCUUAUUACAUUUUAUAUCUUUCAUGGGGCGUCGUUUGAGAGUUUAAAUUAUCACUGCUCAUCAGGCGCUGUCCCCUCCUACUCUCUUCCACUCAUAUAUAGAGCAGACUAAUAUUACACGAACAGCGGGGCACGGUCAGCCCCACUUUUUAUCCCGAGCUUAAGUUAAACUCUCACUUAAGACAAACAGAAUGACGAGAAAAGGAGUUCGGGAUCUCUACAAAAGAAAGUAGCGAAGGCAGGUUGUCCCUCAGCCAUUCUCAAGGAGGGAACCAAAAUAGACGGCGUGAUGUUUGGGAUGGUCUUUUUUCUGAGGAAAACGGAACGACCUUUUGUUUUGACAUUUUCAAGAAUCUACAAGGGUUAGUUGGACUUCUUUCGCUCCCAAAGGUGUUUGAAAUUGAUAACAGGGCGAGUAUGGGUGAGACAAAGGGCUCUACCCAUCGACGGCUAUUCUGGGGCACCGCAUAGCUCACGAGAGUGUUGAGAACGACCCGCGCUCUGGACAAUAUCUGGUUUCACAUAUCCAAGGAACAAAUAUGGUGCGUCUUUUAAUUUAUUUUCCGACUCUUUGGACGUCCAGAGAACUGCCUGACUGUUGUAGGUGACACGGAGAAAUUAAUUUGAACGAUUUUGGGAUGAAUAAGUGGCGCGCGCAUCUCUCGCAUGAGCGCAGGUGGACCUAAUGAAGAGGCGCUGUAGUGAACGAAAAGAAAACGCGCAAAACCCAGCGAUAUUUUCAGCUGAGUAUUUUGUAAGUCACUUCUGUGGUUUUGUUGGGCUUAUUUUUUUCCCGUUCGUCCAAUUCCAACUGUAAAUAGGCAUGUGUGGAAUAAGGCUGCUCUUUUGAGGGACAGCGUAUUAACGGGAGGAUUUUUCUCUGGACUGCUACAGUUUAUCCAUUUACGCAUCACUUUCACUUGAAUCCCCAUUGUCGCGUGGAUAUUCAUCGUAUUAUCGAUUCCCGGCGUCGAGUGAAAGAAUGCCUGAGGACCUCUCCGCGGCCAAAGCCCUCUACAUGGGCAUGGAGGUUGUGAUCGCCGUGUCAUCCGUGAUAGGAAAUGUGAUGGUGGUUUGGGCGGUAAAAAUUAAUAGAUCUCUGAGAGACACUACGUUUUGCUUCAUCGUUUCUCUGGCGCUCGCGGACAUUGCAGUAGGAGCGCUGGUCAUACCACUGGCGAUAACUAUAAGUAUCGGACUCCAGACUCACUUCUACAGCUGUCUGCUGGUGGCGUGCACGGUGCUGGUUCUAACCCAAAGUUCUAUCCUCGCCUUGCUCGCUAUAGCCAUCGACCGAUACCUGAGGGUCAAGAUCCCAACCAGUUAUAAGCGAGUGGUCACUCCCAAACGAGCUGGAAUUGCAGUGUUCGUGUGUUGGACGGUGGCCUUCAUAGUCGGCUUGACUCCCAUGCUGGGCUGGAACAAUUUACACAACCUGCAACAUAAUAACAACGGCUCAAUUGGCCCUGACCUCAUCGUCACCUGCCAGUUUGAGAACGUCAUCAGCAUGGAGUACAUGGUCUACUUCAACUUUUUCGGUUGGGUGCUUCCCCCUCUGAUUUUCAUGCUCAUCAUUUACUCUGAAAUCUUUUACAUGAUCCACAAGCAGCUAAAUAAGAAGGUGUCCAGCCACUCUGAACCAAACAAGUAUUACGACAAAGAACUGAAGCUGGCGAAGUCCCUGGCACUAGUCCUUUUCUUGUUCGCUGUUAGCUGGCUUCCUCUCCACAUUAUGAACUGCAUCACACUCUUCUGUCCGAAGUGUGAGAAGCCCAUGUUCCUCAUUUAUAUUGCCAUUCUGCUCACGCAUGGCAAUUCUGCUGUCAACCCUAUCAUUUAUGCUUUCCGCAUCAAGAAAUUUCGUACUGCAUUCCAACGGAUCUGGAAGCAGUACUUCUGCUGCAAGGAGGCUCCUCCCCCUGAGAGCCAGCUGAGCGAGAGACUGGAUCACAACCACUACAUCGCUGCCGCUGCCGCCGUCGCUGCUCCCGAACCGGCUUUGGAACAUAACGUCUGACUGACAUCCCAGGAUUCUCUAACGAGGUUGAAUGACUUCUGCUGGCUGGACGUCCAAAGCUGUCAUGUCUUGGUUUGUCUCUUUUGAAUGUAAAUCAGAGCUCACCACAGACUCUUCUGGCUGAAAUGUCCCUUUAUUGGAAUAAUGAGACAGCAUCACUUUAAAAAGCCCAAAUGAGUCAAAAUCAUUUUGAAGACGAGGGGGAACCACAGGAAAUCUUGCUUUAUGAAGCAGCCUUGAAGGAUGCUUUUAUAUCAAAUUAGUUUGACAGUACAUAUCAUACAAUUAAAUUAUAAAAACAUCAGUAUAAUGAAUCAAAAGAAUUGCACUCAAUUGUGUUUUGUGCGGUUAUAAAAGUAUAUAUCAUCACCAGUUACUGGUUCCGUAUGAAUGUAUGCAGAACAUAUAUCAGAGCGCUGUACACUCUCAGGUUCUUGGAUAUUCUUCUUGUAUUCUGAACCUUUGUGCACAAUGACAGGAAGAGGAUGUCAGAAAUAGUGACAUGGAGGUGGACACAGGUUUUUCUUGUCCUAUUAUGGAGUGUCUCAGCGCAGGUCUGUUAUUGUAAAGGACAAAAAAAAAAAAAAAAAGGCACUGCAGGCAGCUGACAUUGGAUUUUACUCACAGAUGCAGCGAGGUUCUCUUGCCUUUUAGCAAAAUUGUGUGCGUGUGUGUGUGUGUGAAGCGUAUGAUUGGUUGCAUGCCACAACAAAACUGGAAUUGUUUGAGGAUAUGAAGAUACAAUGAAGUCCUAGUAUUUAUCCUUUUUGGUGACUGGAAAACAGAAGCGAAACUGUCAGUACCUAAGUCUAAAUCUCCACUAUUUGAACAUAUUCAGGGUUAAUAAAUGAUCAAAACCAAUACUGUAUUACCUUUCAGUAUUAUAACAGAAUUUAGGUAUACUUUUUCCAGAAUCAUAAUGAUCAGUUUUAAAACAAAAGUAUGCUACACUACUGAAGUUUAUUUUGACGUCUUUUUGGGUGAAGUAACCCCUUUAAAGGUGAAAUGUGUAAUUUUUGGGAUGAUAAAAUGCUUUCUCCUGUCCCAACAACAAAUAAUAAAGCCAUUUGUUGGUUGAUUUCCCUGAAAAGUUUAAACUCUGUGGCUCUGAGGUGCCAUCAAAACAUUGCUCUGUUUGUUUGAGCAUCCUGACCAGCUUGACACCGACAUCCUGACCGUGAGUUUGGGGCGCCAGUUGCACAUGGGGGAGUGUUUGGGAAUUAUUUUUGCAAUUCCGUUUGGUCACUCUAGUGGCGCACGAAUUACACACUUCAUUUGUCACACUAGUGUGGGGUUUUUGAUCUCACAUGCGGAUGAAAUACCAGGUCUAUACUGACAUCAAAGCUGAACAUGUAUCUAAUCUGUACAUAGUAAUGUUAUGCACUAUGUCCAAGUACAUUAUGUUCAUAAUUGUUAAACAGACGGUUGUGUAAUUACAAUCAUUUGUACAUGAAAUAUUUCUGAGUAAAUGGGAACAAUGGGCUAAUUCAUUUUGCAAUCUUGUUUUUACUUCACUGCAACAGACAGACAUGGUAUAAAUGAGUGGCACUGCAUUGCCUGAAUGAGGAGGUGGGAGCUUCCUGUCCCUGAACCCCAUCCAUUCUCAAUAUGAUUGAAAAUAUCACUUUACUAUCAAUGGAAAUAGUUCAUCAUCAUUCAUCAUUUUUACUGUCAGCAUAUUUGCCUUACUCUAGCUGUUGAUAUCAUCUUUUGUUUGUCUCAUGCUAAUGAAAGACAAUUAAAAAAAAAUCAUUUAAAAAUUACUCUUGUGUUAAUUAAUAUAUUUAUGGCCAAAUAAUCCUCUAUUAUGCAAAUGUUCCUCUCAUGCAUGAGCAGAAAGCAGCCAAGAAAGCAGUGAAGAUUCUUAGUAGAAAUAACACAGGUCCCAGGGGUCCACAUGUGUGGGUAGUGGGUCGGUUG
This is a messenger RNA of Onychostoma macrolepis, 4290 nucleotides long. RefSeq names its product adenosine A1 receptor b (gene adora1b). Gene Ontology annotation, cellular component: dendrite; membrane; synapse. The record is from RefSeq and is a predicted model, not a curated record. Gene Ontology annotation, molecular function: G protein-coupled adenosine receptor activity. Gene Ontology annotation, biological process: G protein-coupled adenosine receptor signaling pathway. Lineage: Eukaryota; Metazoa; Chordata; Actinopteri; Cypriniformes; Cyprinidae. The transcript has 2 exons. The coding region runs from base 1336 to 2370 and encodes 344 amino acids.